AUGCCAGGGUCUCUCAACAAGGUCUCAGAUCGGCUUCCAGCAACAAUCCGCAAUGCGAUAGCUGUCGUUCAACGUCUCGGAUGUCGAUAUCUCUGGGUCGAUGCCUUAUGUCUAAUUCAGAACGAUGCCGAUGACCUGGAUCAGGGUGUGGGCGCAAUGGAUCUGAUUUACGAGCGAGCCUGGCUCACCAUUGUGGCGGCUUGCGGCCAUGACGCCAAUGCUCGUCUUCCUGGUGUCCAGGAAGGCACCAGGAACCCUUCAAUAAACACCCGUCAUGUGAUGCCUGGUAUCGCGAUGGGUGUUGUGGUUGGUCUAGAUGAUCGUCUGGGCCGUUCUAUGUACGACACUAGAGGAUGGACAUUCCAAGAGCGAAUGCUGUCACGGAGAGCCAUAUACUUUGUAGAUGACAAACUUUUCUACCGCUGUCGAAGAACCGUCCACGCCGAACACUUGAUAGACCUCUCUAACGCACCCCAACCAACUCUGCGGACAGUCUCGCAGCUUCUUUUAAAGACCGUAUUGAUGCAUAACCCUGUUGAUGACUAUUCUUUGAUACUACGGUUCUACAGCAUACGGAUCUUGACCAACCAGAGCGAUGCUCCUCGAGCCAUGGCGGGUAUCAUUCAACGAUUCUCCGUCGCCAUGGGAUGCCGAUUCCUGGAGGGACUUCCGACCGCCACCUUUGAUUUAUUCAUCCUCCUCCGCUCUUUACGUGGUAGUUUACGUCGCCGCCCCGCAUUUCCAAGCUAUUCAUGGACAGGCUGGUCCGGCUUCUCGGCAUCAUGUCCACGCGGGGUCUCUCCUAUCUAUAAUGACACGCUCAGGGAUAAAACAUGGAUCAUCUGGUAUAAGAGAAGUCCCUCCGCGACUGUCAGUCUAGUCUGGGACCCUUCUUUCGAGCCAUCCUUUCCUCUUCACGAUGAGACAUUUGCGGGAUAUCGGGAAAGACGACCAUUUAGUCAUGGACGAUAUACCCCAGCAGGCUUGGACACGAGCCGCACGGCACCCUCAGAGACUAUUUCAUUCUCCCGGGGCGUACCACCGUACCAUAUCCUCCAGUUCUGGACCAUAUCGACGUUCUACACGAUCUCCGACAUGGACGUAUUCAACGCAACCGGUGACCUUGUAGACUCUAACGGUGAGAGAUGUGGUUUUGUCUGGCUCGAUGGAUUUGAGGAGACGACAUAUUUUGAAUCACAGACACAUUUUGAGGUUAUUCUGUUGUCCGAGCCACAGUUUGUGGUGCGUCAAGAACUCGAGAGCUGCUCCACGUCUUCUUAUCCCAAGGUGAACGGGGAGUGGAACUGUUUCAAUGUACUGCUGUUGGAGUGGCAAGGUGGUCUGGCUGAGCGACGAGGCUUUGGCUACCUAAUUCAAGAAGCCAUUGGCAAUAGUCUUGCUCCCGGUCCUAUGUGGAAAGAAAUCUUGUUGGCAUGA
This is a messenger RNA of Fusarium keratoplasticum, 1437 nucleotides long. RefSeq names its product HET domain-containing protein. Lineage: Eukaryota; Fungi; Ascomycota; Sordariomycetes; Hypocreales; Nectriaceae. The transcript is spliced from 2 exons. The record is from RefSeq and is a predicted model, not a curated record. Bases 1 to 1437 code for a protein of 478 amino acids.